Molecule: messenger RNA, 783 nt
Organism: Hyposmocoma kahamanoa
Lineage: Eukaryota; Metazoa; Arthropoda; Insecta; Lepidoptera; Cosmopterigidae
Product: DNA polymerase subunit gamma-1, mitochondrial-like
Exons: 6
Coding region: 1-783 (260 amino acids)
Biological process (GO): mitochondrial DNA replication
Cellular component (GO): gamma DNA polymerase complex; mitochondrion
Molecular function (GO): DNA-directed DNA polymerase activity; 3'-5' exonuclease activity; DNA binding
Source: RefSeq, a predicted model, not a curated record
AUGAUUUCAAAAAAUAUAUUCGAGCAAUUAUUUAAGUCUUCAAGCCCUCCUGUUGACGCAAAACUCAUAAAAAGGUGCCAAGAUAAUCUCUUAAAACAUGGUAUAGAUUUUAAAUCAUUCAGCCUAUUACCAGAUGUCGAACUGAAACUGCCAAAGUUGGAAGGGAAAGAUAUAGAGGAACAUUUCUAUAAUAUAGGAGAGUUACAAAGUGCACCAUAUAGAAAAUUAUUGAAAAAACUGGCUGAAUGUUCACUACCUCCUUUGCCAAAGAAAUGGUCUAAAGCAGCCGGUUGGAGGAAGUACACUGGCAAUAAAUCGCAGUCCGUUGCAUGUCCUCCAGAUGAUGCGGUUAUCUUCGAUGUGGAGGUGCUUAUGUCUGCUGGCAAGCGGCCCACAUUGGCCUGUGCUGCUUCAAAUGACGCUUGGUACGGUUGGGUCAGCGAGCCCCUGUCAAAAGGCGAGGGCCAUAAACAAUAUGAUCAUGUGAACUACGAAAACUUAAUACCAUUAGAGACAGAUGGCAUGGAACCGUGUGGUGAUCUCGAUAGACCGCGAGUUGUGGUGGGCCACAAUGUUUCAUAUGAUAGAGCUAAAAUCAAAGAACAGUAUUGGCUGAAUAAAACUGGAGUCCGCUUCAUGGACACCAUGUCGAUGCACACGUGCGUGAGUGGUGUAACCAGCUACCAGCGCACUGUCCUCAAGGCGAAGGAGAAAGAGCCGCACCCUACUGAUGACGAAUGGAUGGAAAUUAGCUCACUGAACAGCCUUUCUGAGGUCCCAUGA